AUGCGGUGGCCCAGAAGGUGGCCAACGUCGACGUCACAUCCAACUUGUUGCGCCACUUCACGCGGCUGGGGUGCGCGGUUGGCAUGCCCCUCCCCAGUGCCUCUGUGGACACUGCGCAGGCGCCUGCGCAGGAGGGCAAGCAUGAAAUUGAUCGCGUUGGUUAUGAUGCAUUUGCUGGACAUGUUCCCCCCGACCGUUCUCACGGCGCUUGUCGGCAAGAUCGGAUUGGAGCUGUUGGGAGCGAAGUUGCUGCACUCGCUCCUGGUGGCUGCCACAAUCCUGCAGAUCGUGUUCUGGAGGCGCCUGGCGUGCAGGCACUUGCUCUUGACGAAGCUGCUCCCGAAGAUGCUGCUCCUCUCGUAG
This is a messenger RNA of Prorocentrum cordatum, 363 nucleotides long. Lineage: Eukaryota; Dinophyceae; Prorocentrales; Prorocentraceae. The record is from the annotation of a GenBank genome assembly.